This is a messenger RNA of Melanaphis sacchari, 1089 nucleotides long. RefSeq names its product SPARC (gene SPARC). The transcript has 8 exons. The record is from RefSeq and is a predicted model, not a curated record. Gene Ontology annotation, molecular function: extracellular matrix binding; collagen binding; calcium ion binding. The coding region runs from base 168 to 1067 and encodes 299 amino acids. Gene Ontology annotation, biological process: anatomical structure development. NCBI's taxonomy places the organism in Eukaryota, Metazoa, Arthropoda, Insecta, Hemiptera, Aphididae.
AAACGAACGGAAGAUGAACCACAUAAACACAUAUCCGUUUCUGACUAUAGUUCAUCGUGAAUAGUGAGUAUGAUAUGUAUAAAUGUGCUCACAUGAAACAAUAAGUUGUUUAGUUGGAUUGUAGUAAUCGAAGUUCAGUACGGAAAAGUACCUAAUAAGCUAUCAAUAUGGUUCAGUUCAAAGAUGUUGUUAUUCUUGCAUUGGUAUUGUUUGUUCUUUUCGAGUGUUCUACGUCAUUAGAAGAAAAACCAAGGAAAACUAAGAAGUGGAAUAGAAAUAAAAUUAAUAAUUUACCAAAAAAUAUUAUGGAAGAUGUUUUGAUUAAGACUCUGGAAGGUGAAAAGAAAGCAGAAGGAUCAUCUCAGGCGAACAUACUUCAACCUCUGGAAAUUAUUGAUCAACAAAGUCCUUGUCAAAAAAAACACUGCGGUGCUGGACGAAUAUGCAAGUUGACCGAAGAUGGUGAAGCGCAAUGUGUUUGUAUUACAGAUUGUCCUAUUGAAACAGAGGAAAGAAGAAAGGUUUGUUCAAACCAUAAUCAAACAUGGGGUUCUGAUUGUGAAAUUUACAGAAUGCGUUGCAACUGUGAAGAAAAAUCAGAAAAAUGUAGUAAUCCAGAAUUUAGUCACCUACAUGUAGAAUAUUAUGGCGCUUGUAAACAACAAUCAGUAUGUUCUGACACAGAAAUGGCUGAUUUCCCAAGGAGAAUGAGAGAAUGGCUUUUUCACAUAAUGCAAGAUUUAGCAGAUAGAGAAGAAUUAAGUCCUCAUUUUAAAAAUAAGAUGAAUGAAGCAGAAACUAAUAUGACAAAACUUUGGAGUAAUGCAGCUGUUUGGAAGUGGUGCGAUUUGGAUGGUUAUCCACAUGAUAGAGCUGUAUCAAGACAUGAAUUGUUCCCAAUUAGAGCACCACUAAUGUAUUUAGAACAUUGUAUUGCUCCAUUUUUAAAUAAAUGUGAUGCAAAUUCAGAUCAUAUGGUCACACUUGAAGAAUGGGGAAAUUGUUUGGAAAUCCCUAAAGAAACACUGGAAGACGAGUGUGACGAUUUACGCCAAGAAUUAAAUUAAUAAAAACAUUUAUUUAAAUAUA